UGCGACGGAAGUCCUUACUCCACAAGCAGCUGUCCUUGAAUGCACUGGGGAAACAUGUUACACAACUAAAAAUUACAUCAAUUAAAUGUUCUUUUGGCAUUAUUGAACAAACUAUUCAUACCGGAGUAGUGAUAUAAACAUUCAUGUAAAUUUCCCCUAGCCCAGCGAUGUCAGCCCCCAACUCGAACCAGAGAAAAGCGUGCUGGGGCACUAGGGACGAGCUGUGGAAGUGCCUUGAUGAUAACCAGGACAAUGCCGCCUCCUGUGAGAAGUUCCAGAAGGAGUUUGAGGCGAGCUGUCCUGCUCAGUGGGUGAAAUACUUCAGCAAGAGGAGGGACUUCUUGAAGUAUAAGGAGAAGAUGCAGACGGAGGGCUUUGAGCCUGCUGACGGGCCUAAAGAGUCACAGUCCUAGCCAGUAGCCACUGGUCAGAAGACUGAGAGGAGGGCUUCCAGGGGCCCCCUGGUUGAGGAUGGACAGCAGUGGACUGUCACUGGACACUAGAGCACAAUCCCGCUAUGCCUCCCAGUGACGACAGCUGCUGGAGGUCAGUGACCUCACACCUGGACCUGAACACGCCGGGGUAGAUGUCACAUGACCUGAACACACCGGGGUAGAUGUCACCUACGGGCCGCGGUCAGAUUCUCAAGCUUCUCCCCAAGUGUGCACUUAACUUGGUCACUCCUUGUGACCAUACCUACGUCACACAGGGACAGGUGUGUGGUGACGUAACCACGGCGAGUGCUGUCAACGUCGCUGACAUGGUUCUACAGGCUUUCUCUGUGUCUCUCUGCUCUCUCAAUACAACGUCAAGUGGUUGUAUGUGGUGUGACGAUGCUUUUAUUUGACAUAAUAUCAACUGAACAAAUCAACUGCUCUGUAACGGACAGUCUAACCACCGAAUCAUUUCUAAUUCAUGCUAUUGUCAAAGAUGGAUGCAGAUAUUCUUUAUUUACGAAUAGACCGUGACAGUGUGUGUGUGUGUGAUUUGUCGCGUUCAAUAAAGAUGAGUCACGAGUU
Messenger RNA from Salvelinus sp. IW2-2015, 1019 nucleotides. RefSeq names its product cytochrome c oxidase assembly factor 6 (gene coa6). Gene Ontology annotation, cellular component: mitochondrion; respiratory chain complex IV. Gene Ontology annotation, biological process: mitochondrial ATP synthesis coupled electron transport; respiratory chain complex IV assembly. The record is from RefSeq and is a predicted model, not a curated record. Lineage: Eukaryota; Metazoa; Chordata; Actinopteri; Salmoniformes; Salmonidae.